UCAAACCAUUCAUCUUGAUCUCAGUCAAGGAUAGAAGAAAACCAGUAUGGCAGUUCGUGUCUCCCUCCUUGCCGCAGCGCUCCUGGUAGCCGUGUCAUGCUUUCAUGCCACUGCCUCCGAUCCUAGCCUUCUCCAGGACUUCUGUGUAGUCGACAAGAUGUCCAAAGGUACACUGUCUCUAACUGAUGGUUAUUUUGCUCAUAAAGUGCGUGUCAAUGGGUUUCCAUGCAAGGAUGCAAAUGAUGCAAUGGUUGAAGAUUUCUUCUUCUCGGGUCUUCACAUGGCCGGCAACACAACCAACAAGCAGGGCUCCGCCGUCACACCAGUCAACGUAGCUCAGAUUGCAGCGCUCAACACAAUGGGCAUCUCUCUCGCUCGUAUCGAUUAUGCGCCCUUUGGUCAAAAUCCCCCUCACACUCACCCACGCGGUACUGAGAUCUUGACCGUGCUCGAGGGCUCACUCUAUGUUGGCUUUGUGACCUCAAAUCCAGACAACAAGCUGUUCACAAAGGUUCUCAACAAAGGAGAUGUAUUUGUGUUUCCUCAAGGGUUGAUCCAUUUCCAGUUCAACUAUGGAACAAAAAAUGCAGUGGCACUUGCAGCACUCAGCAGCCAGAACCCAGGGGUGAUUACUGUGGCCAAUUCUGUAUUCGGGUCAAAGCCAUCUAUUCCAGAUGAUAUCCUUGCCAAGGCUUUCCAAGUGGAUAAGAUGACUGUUGACCGCAUCCAGGCGCAAUUCUAGGGGACAU
Molecule: messenger RNA, 749 nt
Organism: Panicum virgatum (switchgrass)
Lineage: Eukaryota; Viridiplantae; Streptophyta; Magnoliopsida; Poales; Poaceae
Product: putative germin-like protein 2-2
Exons: 2
Coding region: 47-742 (231 amino acids)
Cellular component (GO): cell wall
Molecular function (GO): manganese ion binding
Source: RefSeq, a predicted model, not a curated record